AUGUUAUUCUUCUUCAAAUAUUCUGCGGUCCUGCGGAUUAUCAAGGCGUGUGAACACUGUCACAGAUUGAAGAGAGAGAAGAAGAAGCAGAAGCUGAUAGAGAAGAAGGGAAUUAAGACCUUGUUCAGAUCUCAAAUGCACUUCAUGAUUCAGAACCUUGAGAAGACAGCCCUGCUCUCUGAGCAUAUCAAUCUGCUUGCUGCUGAGGUGGAACCUGAGGCAGCAGACCAGAAAAUGCGGGAUUUUGAGGUACAGGUUGAUCUGGCUAGAGAGAAGCAGUGA
Messenger RNA from Blastomyces gilchristii SLH14081, 282 nucleotides. RefSeq lists its product as uncharacterized. The record is from RefSeq and is a predicted model, not a curated record. NCBI's taxonomy places the organism in Eukaryota, Fungi, Ascomycota, Eurotiomycetes, Onygenales, Ajellomycetaceae. The coding region runs from base 1 to 282 and encodes 93 amino acids. The transcript has 2 exons.